UUACAAAAUUACACAAACGAUCCCAUCUCUCCUCUUUUUGCACACCAAACCACGAUGGCACAUCACAUCUCCACAUAUCCACACUUACACCUACUUAUUACACAUGUCUACAUAAACACGUUACACCUACUACUUACGCAGAGACAACUCUCGAUAUGGAAUCAAAACACACUCUCGUUUCCCUUCUGAUAAUCUUUGCACUUUCCAUAAGCGCAUCAAACUCAAAGUCAAUCAUCAAGAGACUCCCCGGUUUUGAUGGUGAUCUUCCUUUCAGUCUGGAAACCGGAUACAUUGGAGUUGGCAAAGAUGAAGCAGUUCAGAUCUUUUACUAUUUCGUUGAGUCUGAAAGAAACCCAUCGGAAGACCCUCUUCUUCUUUACCUCACCGGUGGGCCCGGCACUUCUGUACUUUACUCCAUGAUGUAUCAAAUAGGUCCACUCAAUUUCAAUUUGGAAACUUCAACGGAGGAUAACAUUACAUUGAAGUUGAAUCCAUAUCCAUGGAAUAAGGUUGCGAAUAUGUUAUUCAUAGAUGCACCAGCGGGAGCAGGGUUCUCAUAUUCAACGACAUACGAAGGAACGAUUUGCAGUGAUUCCCUUCUAGCUUCAUAUGCUUAUGAUUUUUUACGAAAGUGGUUUACGGAUCACCCUAGGUUUCUCAGCAAUCCGUUUUACGUAUCAGGGAUUUCAUACAUGGGGAUUAUCAUACCAAAUGUCGCUUUAAAUGUAUAUAAAGGCAAUGAACGUGGAAAUCAACCACAACUAAAUAUGAAAGGAGUCAUUAGCGUUUCCCCUUUAACUGAUAAGUUCAAUGAUUUUAAUUCAAGAUUUGAGUUUGCUUAUCGGCUAUCACUAAUAUCAACCGAUAUUUAUGAGUCUACAAAACAAACAUGUAAAGGUAACUAUAUCUCCAAUGAUGUAGACAAUGUCCUUUGCUGGAAUAAUCUCCAACAGGUGGAAGAGGCCACAAGCAAGAUCAACUUAGAGAACAUAUUAGAUCCAAUGUGUGAUACAACAUACACGGACCCAACUUGUCGAGAAGCUAGGUAUGUAUUUAUAGGAAUCUGGGCAAACAAAAAGGAAGUUCAGAAAGCUCUCCAUGUUCGUGAGGGAACAAUAGAAAAUUGGGUGAUUAAAAACGAUAGUAUUCAUUACGAUAUGGGGAAAAAGGACACAGAAUGUUACUCAUACGAUGUGUUCACUACUAUCCCCACCCACAAACAACUUCUUGCCAAGAAAUGCAAAUAUUUGAUCAUAUGUGGUGAUCAUGACAUGACAUUUCCACAUAGAAGCAAUGGGAACCAUGGUUUGUUAAUGACCAAAUCGCAGGAUAUCAGAGGACAUAUGUACUGAGAGAAUACUCAUUAAAAUAUGCAACUAUUAAGG
This is a messenger RNA of Lactuca saligna, 1385 nucleotides long. Lineage: Eukaryota; Viridiplantae; Streptophyta; Magnoliopsida; Asterales; Asteraceae. The record is from the annotation of a GenBank genome assembly.